Messenger RNA from Rhizoctonia solani, 1020 nucleotides. RefSeq names its product succinyl-CoA synthetase alpha subunit. The record is from RefSeq and is a predicted model, not a curated record. The coding region runs from base 1 to 1020 and encodes 339 amino acids. Gene Ontology annotation, biological process: tricarboxylic acid cycle. Gene Ontology annotation, molecular function: succinate-CoA ligase (ADP-forming) activity; succinate-CoA ligase (GDP-forming) activity. NCBI's taxonomy places the organism in Eukaryota, Fungi, Basidiomycota, Agaricomycetes, Cantharellales, Ceratobasidiaceae. The transcript has 7 exons. Gene Ontology annotation, cellular component: succinate-CoA ligase complex (ADP-forming); mitochondrion.
AUGCUACGCGUCGCUCGUACAUUUGGCUCUACAGCAGGCUCUGCGAAGCGUUCAUUUGCUAGCUCGGCAAUUCGACGCGGGUAUGAAGAUACCAUCCCGAAUCUCAAGAUCCACAAAGAUACCCGUGUUUUGUGCCAGGGAUUCACUGGAAAGACCGCUACGUUCCAUUGCAAAGAGGCCCUCGCAUAUGGCACGAACAUGGUUGGUGGUACCUCGCCCAAAAAGGCUGGCCAAACGCACCUUGGUCUCCCGGUCUUCGGAACUGUCAAAGAGGCUGUGAGGGAAGCCAAACCCGAUGCAACCAUUCUCUACGUCCCACCUCCAACUGCAGCAGACGCAAUCAUAGAAGCAAUUGAGAACGAAAUUGGCCUCAUUGUAUGCAUCACAGAAGGGAUCCCCCAAGCAGAUGAAAUCAAGGUUAUGCAUGCCCUCAAGAGUCAGUCCAAGUCCCGACUCGUAGGGCCAAACUGCCCUGGUAUCAUCAACCCUCUUGGAUGUAAAAUGGGAAUUCAGCCAGGGCACAUACACAAACCUGGAAAGAUUGGUAUCGUGUCUCGGUCGGGUACAUUGACGUACGAAGCGGUGAACCAAACAACGCUUGUGGGGCUAGGCCAAUCACUCUGCAUUGGUAUUGGGGGCGAUCCAUUCCCUGGAACAACGCAUGUUGAUGCGUUAAAGGUACUACUCAACGACCCUGCUACAGAAGGUGUCGUGCUUAUUGGUGAGAUUGGUGGUUCCAGUGAGGAAGAGGCCGCGGAGUAUCUUGCGGAGUUUAACAGGGGCCGCGCCAACCCUAAACCCGUCGUAGGCUUCAUUGCAGGGGUCACUGCUCCUCCAGGUCGCCGCAUGGGCCAUGCUGGUGCAAUCAUCGCUGGCGGGAAGGGUGCAGCUGCAGACAAGGUCAAAGCGCUGACUGACGCCGGUGCGUUGGUUGUAGACAGCCCAGCCAAGAUUGGGCCUACCAUCUUCAAGGCGAGUGAUAACCCAAAACAAGCCAUGAAAGAAGCUGGACUUGCGUAG